CAUCUGCCCGUCGAAAUAUCCUGAUGGCCUGGAGGUCUACUGUAAUAUGGAUGCUGCGGGCAAAGGUUGGAUCGUGUUUCAGAGGCGUUUUGAUGGAUCGGUGAAUUUCAAUCGCAACUGGACCGAGUACCGGGACGGAUUCGGCGAUCUGACAGGCGAGUUCUGGCUGGGAAACGAGAAACUUCGUCAGUUAACAUCGCAGAAAGAAUGGUUGCUACAGACUGAUCUGAAGUUCACCGGCACAAAUGGGCAUACAAAGCUUUUGUACCGAUGGCCAUUCCGUGUAGAGGGCGACAACUACAACCUGGUAAAGGGAUCAAUAGGCAAUUCCCCCUUGCCAACAAGCCAGCUACCAUGCCAGUUCUCGACGUACGAUAAAGACAACGAUGGUGACUACUAUCACAACUGUGCUGCGAGUUCGACAGGAGGUUGGUGGGUUAACCAGUGUCACUCUAAACUGGAUUUAUUGACCAAUCUGAACGGCGCGUAUGCGCUUCCUGAGGAAUCCUCCAACUUCGAUCACCGUGGUUUUACCUGGUCAUACAACGGCAGCGUCGAGACCACUGGACAAGUCUGGAGAAGUGAAAUGAGGCUGCGUCGCUUCCGCCCUUAUGGUAAGUCACUUUAG
Messenger RNA from Acanthaster planci (crown-of-thorns starfish), 628 nucleotides. Its product is annotated as ficolin-3-like. The record is from RefSeq and is a predicted model, not a curated record. NCBI's taxonomy places the organism in Eukaryota, Metazoa, Echinodermata, Asteroidea, Valvatida, Acanthasteridae.